GUUCACGAAUCACAUUAAUCGAACCCACUGAAGAACCACCAAUCAGAGACGCAUGUUUCUUAUCAAAUUUGAUUUUUGAAAAAAUUUAAAAUUUUGCAAAUUGAAAUUUUAUUGCAAAAGUACUAAAAUUGUACGAAUUCAAUUUUCGAUUACAACUUUCCAAUGAAAAUGGCAAAAUAAAUCGGGACAGUGGAACUUGUCCUACAGAUUUUUGGUCCUAUAGAAAAUUUAUGACUUCAUGUUGCCAAAAUUCAUGGAAUUCGAAAACUGAAAAAAAUGAAUUUAAAUCUCAGAGUGCCAAGUUGCAUUAAUACGACGUUAUAUGCAUCUAAUAGAUAGGUAUCAUUAAUCAAUUUGAAAGUUGCUUCAUUAUCCAUAACGUUUAUUCGAAUUCGAAGAAUUCACUCAACAUCUAACAAGACGUGUUUCAAUUAAUAAACGAAAAACUACCUCGUCAAGAUUCCACCAGUUGGCAAUAUCUCCAGCUUUACAUUUUUGCUAAUGAUUACGGAGUUAUUAUAAUGGAUGAUAAUAAAAAAGAAACUACGACUAGCAAACGCCCCUUGGAUAGCGAUAGCGAAUCCAGUUCAUCAUCGUCUGAUUCAGAUCAUCGAAGUAAAAAAUCAAAAUUAGAUUAUGUAGUAAGCACUAUUGUAGCACACUGUGUAAAUAAGAGGCUCGACAAAAACCCGUUAACUCCGGUUAUUGGCGAUGCUGUUGCGAAGAUACCAGACCAACAGGCGUUGGCUAGGCAAGUCACUAAUUCUGUCGAAAGGGCGGUCGACAAUCAAUUAAUAUUACGAACGUUGGAAGAAACCAUUCGAAACGAGGUUCGCGCUGCUACAGAACCUAUGAAAAUUACUCUGGCUGCAAUAAGUACGGGUUUACAAGACGUGCACGACCAAGUAAAAUUAAUUAGGAUAGGCACCCGGCGCCUGAAAGAAAACUGGCAAAAUAUAGUAACCAAAUCAAAUUCAGUGCUAGCUGCUUUGAAUCAGACCAACACCGAAAUGCAACAAAUACGAGAGCGAAUUGAGGCGACCAGGUGUCGCUGCAGACGCAGAGUUUCCUCAUCAAGUUCCUCCAGUAAUAAUGCCAAUGAAGGAAGGCCAGUUGGUAAUGGCGCAUAAAGUAAUGAAUAUUUUGUUUAUUUUCGGUUAACCACCGAUCCAUUGGAAACACACAUGACACAUACAGGAAAUUUCAUCAUUUAUAAUUUUGAAUAGAAACGAAUCUCUGAAAAUGAAAAAAAAAAUGAUAUUUUAUUUUAGGUUCAUAAAUUUUAAAUAAUAGGUAUAUUAUAACUUUAUAACGAUAUUAUUAUCAUUAAACGAAUUAGACUUGAAAAUAAUGAAUAACGAAUAACAAGAAAAACGUUAAGCAAAACGAAAACGUUAUUUUUAAUAACCAAAAAAAUCAUAUCGUAACAAAAACUCAAUUUUUCCAAAAACCAAAAUGAAAACGAAAAAAUUUUGUUUUCACAACGAACUCGCAUACUUUAGCAUUUUAAAAAAAAUUACUUACUAUAUUAAAAUAAUUGUUGAUGGGGGUAUAAGUUAACUCAAUUCCUAUGUUGAAUCUCAUGUUUAUUACUCGGAAUCUAAUUGCAUUCUCGCCAAAUGUUAUCCCGAACAGCACAUUUCUCCACCCUAUUGGGUUCAGGUUCAAAUAAUUUAUCAUUACACAGAGACUAAAACGUCUAAAACACGACAUCGUUUUUUACCACAAAAUUAUGUAUAUAGGUAUGAUAAUGAGUAACAUGUAGGUACCUACAUGUUUUAUGGAUAAGGUUUCAAGUUCAGUGACUGAAAUCACUUUUCUGAGAAAAUAUUGUUCAAUGGUUUUGUGGUGGUUUUAUUUUAUCAUGAAAUUUAAUUUGAUUUAUUUUUGGAUAAGUUGACUUCGUGUUUUGAACAUUUUUUUGUCACAAAUAUUUUCCAUUAAUUAUGCCAAACCAAAACAUUGAAAGAUAUUAUGUACUCCUAAAAUUGAGGAAAUAUUUUUGGAAUGCAGUGGUGCGUCAAAUUAUAAAUAAAUAAAAUUAAUAUUUUUAAUCAGAAUGUUCAAUAUUACAAAAAAAAAAUGUUUUAUAAAAAAUAAUUAAGUAUAAAAUAAAUAUUCAACUUGAAAAAAUAAUUUAAAAAAUUGAUAAAAGUACACCACAUGGUGAAGGUCCUUUUUUCCUACAUAUUUACAAAAGUAAAUUUUCAAUAUCAAGUAUGACCAAGUAGAAAAUUAUGCAAUUGUGAAGGUUAUUGUUAUUAUGCAAAUGAAAAAGUGUAGGUACGUAUAGGUAUGGCAAAUAUGGUUUAAUUUUUUAUUCUAGGUAUUGAUAUAAUAUAUUAUUUACCUAAUGUAUGUGAUACCAUAUCCAAGGAAUUACUUACCUACUACAAUAUGUAAUGUUGUACUAUUAUUGAAAAUAAAAACUUUGAAGGAAAA
Molecule: messenger RNA, 2442 nt
Organism: Planococcus citri (citrus mealybug)
Lineage: Eukaryota; Metazoa; Arthropoda; Insecta; Hemiptera; Pseudococcidae
Exons: 4
Coding region: 522-1130 (202 amino acids)
Source: RefSeq, a predicted model, not a curated record